Molecule: messenger RNA, 789 nt
Organism: Venustampulla echinocandica
Lineage: Eukaryota; Fungi; Ascomycota; Leotiomycetes; Helotiales; Pleuroascaceae
Product: NAD(P)-binding protein
Exons: 2
Coding region: 1-789 (262 amino acids)
Molecular function (GO): oxidoreductase activity
Source: RefSeq, a predicted model, not a curated record
AUGGCGAAGGCCCUGGCGCUCAACGGCGCCGCCAAAGUCUACAUCAUUGGCCGACGCCAAGAAGUCCUCGAAUCUGCCUCUCGGUCCGUUCCAACAAACAACAUAAUCCCAAUCGUCGGCGACGUAACAUCCCAAUCCUCUCUCGACCAAGUCGUAUCGAAAAUCGCAGUAGAAACAGGCUACAUCAACCUUCUAGUGGCCAACGCCGGCAUCGCCGGUCCCGGUCCCAAGAUCCCAGCCUCCGAGAUAAAAAGCGUUGCGGAUCUCCAGCGUGCGUUCGGCGUGGGGCAGCAGGGCAGCGAAAGCCCAACGGGGAUAGAGGAAUAUGUCAAUACAUUUACGGUUAACACGGCAGCAGUGUGGCAUACGAUAGUAUCUUUUUUAGGACUCUUGGAUGAGGGAAAUAAGAAGGUAAACGUGGAGCAGCGGAGUCAGGUCAUCGCUACCAGUAGUAUCGGGGGGUUUACGAAGAAGCCUGUCGCUGGGUAUGCAUACGGGCAGACGAAAGCGGCGACAACACAGAUGAUGAAGCAGCUUGCGGCAGCGUUAGCACCUUUCGGGAUUCGAGUUAAUGUUUUGGCGCCUGGGUUCUUCCUCUCCGACAUGAUCAGCCCCCUCGUUGGCGGUGGCAACUUCACUCGCGAUCAACUCCCCCUCGAGCGAGUAGGCAGCGACGAGGACAUGGCAGGCUGCAUCCUCUUCAUGGCGAGCAAAGCAGGCGCCUACUGCUCAGGCAACGUGAUGGUGAUUGAUGGGGGGAGGCUAAGUGUGAUGCCAUCUACAUACUGA